Molecule: messenger RNA, 1824 nt
Organism: Anopheles marshallii
Lineage: Eukaryota; Metazoa; Arthropoda; Insecta; Diptera; Culicidae
Product: NAD kinase-like
Exons: 6
Coding region: 1-1824 (607 amino acids)
Biological process (GO): NAD+ metabolic process; NADP+ biosynthetic process
Molecular function (GO): NAD+ kinase activity
Source: RefSeq, a predicted model, not a curated record
AUGGCCUACCUUUCCGAUGUGGAUCUCGCAACGUUACACAAGUCACGCCUCGAAGAGCGCGUACAAUAUCGGCUCUCGGCAAUGUGGACGCACGGUGCGGAACAGCGUCGGGAACAAUCGCUACCAGUGCCGUCAUCAACCGCAUCGCCGUCACCGGCAAUGUUUGGUGAUCGUGAACGGGCAAACGUCCGAGCCGCCAGGGCGUCUACAGGCCGCAACACUGUGGACGGUACGGUGCCACGUCUCGAAACGCACCCAAGAACUAGUGAUAUGGUGAACAAUAACGUGGUGGAACGUACUGCGCAAGAAUCCAGCGUUUCGUCUACUGGCGCCUCGCAUAAGAAGGGAGCUUCGUUGGAGCCGCAGCCUACCGCGAUGGAACGACCGUUCCAUCAACAACAGUUACUGCAGCAGCAGUACAACUUUAACGGUCAUGUGAUACGCCCUAGGAUAAGAAGUAGCAACAGCAUGUCCAGCAGCAGCUCGACGGCAUCCAACUAUCACCAUCAUCAGCAACAUGGAGGCGGCAGCAGCAGCAGUGCCGGAGGAGGCGGCAAGCACGUCGAGUGGAGUGAUGACGACCACCUGCACGACGAUGGCUACUUCUCGUCCGACACUCGCCGAAGAAGGUCCGGUACAUGGCCGCGAACACGAAGUUUGAAUGCACCGUCACCGUUUCAACAAUUUGGACCAUGCGGUCGGAUUAUGAAAAACUCGGCGAUGGUGAUGCAAAUUCAGGAUCCGGCUAGCCAGCGGUUAACAUGGUACAAACCACCCCUGGCGGUGCUGGUCAUUAAGAAGGUUCGUGACUCGAAGGUGCUACAACCGUUCGUCCAGCUGGUGGAGUGGUUAAUCCACGAGAAGCACAUGGUCGUGUGGGUGGAGGCCGCGAUACUGGACGAUGCGCUGCUGACCGGUGACAAGCGCUUCACCAAGCUGCAGGACAAGCUGAUCACGUUCAAGGACGGGCGUGACGAUCUGACCGAUAAGAUCGAUUUCAUCAUCUGUCUCGGGGGCGAUGGUACGCUGCUGUACGCGUCGCUCCUGUUCCAGAAGUCCGUCCCGCCCGUAAUGGCAUUCCAUCUGGGGUCGCUUGGAUUCCUCACACCGUUCCAGUUCGACAACUUCCAGGAGCAGGUGACGAACGUGCUCGAGGGCCAUGCGGCACUGACGUUGCGCAGCCGGCUGCGGUGUAUUAUCGUGCGCAAGGACAAAACGGAGCAGGAGAUCUCCACCUUCAAAUCGUCUCAGGAUCCGUCGACUAACAUACUGGUGCUAAAUGAAGUUGUCAUCGAUCGGGGACUAUCGUCCUACCUAAGCAACAUUGAUCUGUUUCUGGACGGCAAGCACAUCACAUCGGUACAGGGUGACGGAUUGAUCGUGUCGACACCGACCGGCAGUACGGCCUAUUCGGCUGCCGCUGGUGCCUCGAUGAUACAUCCAUCAGUGCCCGCUAUUCUCGUAACGCCCAUAUGUCCUCAUUCCCUCAGCUUCCGACCCAUCGUACUGCCAGCAGGAGUAGAACUGAAGAUUGCAAUAUCGCCGGACAGUAGAAACAGUUCUUGGGUGUCGUUUGAUGGUCGGAAUCGCCAGGAGCUACUGCACGGUGACAGUCUGCACGUCACCACCUCUAUUUACCCGGUGCCAAGUAUAUGCGCGCAGGACCAGAUCGCCGAUUGGUUUGAUUCGUUGGCCGAAUGUCUACACUGGAAUGUGCGCAAGCGGCAGAAGUGUCUGGACGAGCUGUCCGACCUGACCGGUUCCGGCACGGAAGACAGCGCUAUCGAUGACAUCGUACGCGGUAUGGAGAACCUCGAGAAUUGA